Molecule: messenger RNA, 903 nt
Organism: Fraxinus pennsylvanica
Lineage: Eukaryota; Viridiplantae; Streptophyta; Magnoliopsida; Lamiales; Oleaceae
Source: the annotation of a GenBank genome assembly
AUGAAUGGGUUUUCAAUGGAUAUGUUGCACAAAUAUAUGAACGGAAAACGUUUCUCAAAUGAAGAAGAAGAGGAGGAUGAAAAUGAAGAAAUAGAGUUGAGUUUGGGACUAUCUACGAAUGGAAGAUUUGGCGUGGACCCGAAAAGGGCAGCGAAAAAACUGAAACGUUCUUCUUCAAUUUCAAAUUUGGUUUUCACGGUGGGUGCUGGUGGGCGACAAGCAGUGGGGGUGUCGGUUGACGUGUACGCGCCGUUGACGAGGACUUGUUCGCUGCCGGUCGAGGCGGAGGAGGAGCUGAGGGAGAGGAGGGAGUUGCAGUCAAUAAGGCGAAUGCAGGCGAAAAGGAAGAGAUUAGAGAAGUUGAAUAAUGGACGAGUGGUGAAAGAUAAGGUUGAUUUGGAGGAAAAUUCUUGUGAAGAUAAUAAAAAUAACAAUAAAUCUGAAAUUAUUGGGAUUGUUAAUGUUAAUGCACUUGGGAAUGAGAUUCCGAAAUCACAGGGCUCAAUUGGAUCACAGGGAAGUGGUUCUUCAGGAAUUUCUGAUCUUCGAAGUCAACGCUCAGAAGGUGUAAAACAAAGCAUUGAGGCGAAGAGCCCUCCCAGUGUCCAAUCUUUGCCAGCACAGAUUGAGCACAAGCCUGUCCGAGCUGCUGAGAAGGAAGCUAAAGAAAUAAAUAAGAAUGUCAUGCUCGAUAUGCCAUUCGUCUCCACAAUGGGUGACGGGCCAAAUGGUAAAAAGAUAGAAGGAUUCUUAUACCGAUACAAGAAGGGAGAGGAGGUCAAAAUAGUAUGUGUUUGUCAUGGCAGGUUUCUCUCCCCGGCUGAAUUUGUGAAGCAUGCUGGCGGAAAUGAUGUGGCAAAUCCGUUGAGGCACAUAGUCGUUAACCAUUCUCCGUUCUUGUAG